This is a messenger RNA of Suillus subalutaceus, 1365 nucleotides long. RefSeq lists its product as uncharacterized. Lineage: Eukaryota; Fungi; Basidiomycota; Agaricomycetes; Boletales; Suillaceae. The coding region runs from base 31 to 1098 and encodes 355 amino acids. The record is from RefSeq and is a predicted model, not a curated record. The transcript is spliced from 3 exons.
CUAGGCUCUGCGCGUACCUCACUCUCCAUCAUGCCUGCAAAUACAAAUAGUGUCGAUAGUGCUUAUACUUCAGCAGCUAAAACUGAUCUGCAAGGAUUUGAACUGGCGGAACAUCACUUUGGUCCCUUACUUCGCCCAACUCGUGCCACAAAGAGCCCAUGGACCAAUUAUUCUAUCAAUCGCCUCCAAACCAAUCAAAAGUACCGCACAGUCGUCUCAGUGCCACGCAAGGUCUCUGAGGAUGACUCCGAGGAGGAUGAAUACGACAAGUACUCCGACGACGCUUGGCUUUCCAACAGCAUCAAAGCUUGUGUUUCUCAGAUUGAGGAUGAAAUGGACUUUGAGCACGGCACACUCCAGAAAUGCAUCACCAUUUUAUGCAACGAGACGGUGCUCGAUGACGAGGAACCACGCUCCACUGAUCAUAUAGUUAGGAUCUACUCACCCACUGCGCCAAUGUACAUUGAUGUGCAUUUUCAAUACUACCGCCGCUCGCGUCGGUCGGAGGUCGAGUGGCAAUAUACCCUCGGGUACAAGAUCCAACGCCGCCCACUUGCGACGGCAAGCAAUGCACUUGCUAUCAAAAAUGAGCUCAAGAUGGGCGGGCCUGAGGAUGUGUACGCGUACCAUGGGUGGCAAACCUUAGGCUGGGGUUUUUAUGAGUACUCCUAUAAAAACUAUGGCGAACGUGGGCGACGCGUUGAGUUUGGGAGGGUAGAGUUGCACGAGGAAGGAGUUAUGGACGUUCACGAGGUGUUGUUCGGGGAAUUAGAGAAACCUGCUGGAACCGACUCAGAGGCCAUGCUCGCAUAUCACCGAUCACUCGUAAGGGGCAUACGGCUGCUUCUCGCUGCUGUCGGUAUUUCAUAUGAUGUUGCGUGUACUGAUGAUGAAAGUGAUUACAGGCCAUAUGAGUUGAUGCUUGAGGGGCUGAGUGACAAAUGGGUCGCGCGGGGGAUACGAAAUGCGUGUGGCCUCCGACUCGCCAGAGAUGCAGAAGAAGAACGGAAAGGUGCCAUGGAACGACAGGAAGCAAAGGGUUACGACGAUGACUCCGAGGACGACAAAGGGGAUUAUGACUCUGGCUACGGUUUCUGAGGAUCAGAUGAUCAUGGAUGGGUAGGAGAGUUGCGUUCCAAAGAAUAACGAGUGUGCUACAUAUGAUAUUGAUACGUUUGAAGCUAGCACCUGUCAUAGUUCAAGUUCAUCGACAUCUGGCAGCGGUGAGAUGGAGUCAUGGACCCAGCCGCAAUCACAUACGAUGACCGAUGGCAAAGAGCUUCAUAUAAUGUACAAUGGCACAGCUCUGUCUGCUGCGACCUUAAACAGAUAACUUCGUCCGUCCUGUUGACAUGGAGAAAUGAG